Molecule: messenger RNA, 3981 nt
Organism: Knipowitschia caucasica
Lineage: Eukaryota; Metazoa; Chordata; Actinopteri; Gobiiformes; Gobiidae
Source: the annotation of a GenBank genome assembly
AUGGGUCUCGUCGCCUCCAUUCCUACUCGGCUUCUGCUGGUGACAUGUGGGAAAGUCCUUGAACCGAAAGCGACGAGCGACUUUGAGCGGACAAAGCAACUGAACCAGCAGCAGAGCCAGCAGUUGGCUGAGGCCUGGCAGGAGGUGGAGGCUGCUCGUGGUCACUCACAUCAGUUGCAAGCUCAGCUGGAGGAGUUUCAAGAGGAGGUGUCUCUACAAGAAGCCCAGAGCCACGGAGACGCCUCUCUGCUGUCCGAGCUGGAGAGCUGCCUGGCCACAGCUCACCUGGGCGUGGAUAGAAAACAGAUUACUCAGGAAAUGGAACAUAUAUUGCAGUUACUACAGCCACUUACCCACAACGGCACCAGCAGCACCUUAACUCCAGACAUUUCAAAUGAACCGGGGGAAUUGGAAACCGUUCUGCAUCAGUUAAAGGCUGUGUCCCGAACCCUGGCACAAACAUGUGGUACUCAGGGGCUAAAUAAGGCUUUUGUUGGACCGGCAGCUGAUCAAUGUGGGAAGUGGAGUACGGCAGAAGAGCUAAGGGAUCAGAACAUUCAGCUGCAGAAUGAAAAUGCUGAAUUAUUACAUAAGUUGCAGUCUGCACAGUCCCAAGCUGCUGUGAUUCAACAGUCCAUCAAAGACCGAGACGAAGCCAUCGCCAGGAAAAACAUGAUGGAGGAAGAGCUGGUGAGAAGUAAAAACGAUAUGAUGUGUCUCAACAAUCAGCUACUUGAAGCAAUUCAACGCAAGCUCGAAUUGUCACAAGAGUUGGAGGCCUGGCAGGAUGACAUACAGAUCAUCCUGAACCAGCAACUCCGGUCCCAGCAGCAGACUAUAGUUUUCAAGAGGAGCCUGAAUGGAUUGAGAGUAAAACCCUUACAUUAUUAUGACAUGACUGACCAGGGCAAUAACAACCAGAACAUCUCCUGUAACCCAUUUGCUGCCCUUUUUAGUUCAUUGGCUGAUGCCAAACAGUUUGCAUCUGGCCAAAAAUCUCCUCCACAAUCUUCAGAACCAACUUUGGACCAAUCUGGGGAAAGCCAGUCUGAGUCUGAGAACUCAGUGUCGGACAGUGUUGAUGAAAAUGAUGACUCAGUGGCUGAGAUCAGCCGCUCUUUUAGGUCCCGCCAGGAACUUUGUGAACAGCUUAAUGUCAAUCACAUGAUUCAAAGGAUAUUUCUCAUUACACUUGAUAACAGUGACCCUAGUCUGAGAGGAGGAAAUGGCAUACCACCACGUUGUGUCUACCUGGAGGAGAUGGCUGCUGAUCUUGAUGGACAGGACUGGCUGGAUAUGGACAACAUAGAACAGGCUUUAUUUAAUCGCCUGCUCUUGAUGGAGCCUGGAAACCACCUCAUCUACAUGACCUCAUGCAGCGCCAUCAACCUGUCUGCUGACCGCGACGCAGGGGAAAAGUGUGUCAUUCCGUACCUCUUCGCUUGUUAUCUCAGGGCCAAGGAAGAGAUUAAAAAAGUACCGGAAAAGUUGCUAUCGUUUGCGGUUAGGUGCAAAGACCUUUCCAUUUCAAACUUGAAGACAGUUCUCCUUACUCCAGAGAUUUAUGUGAGCCAAAAUAUUUACGAGCAACUAUUAGACCUGCUUCUGGAUGGGGUUAGGGGAACAGACCCAGAAGAUGUUGUUGAGUUUGUGGAGGAAAUUAUAGUAGGUCUGGUAUCAGACCAAGAAGUUCGAAGUUUUGAAGAGGUCAUAGUACCGGUAUUGGAUAUUUUCCAUGGCCGGGUCAAAGACAUGGAUUUGUGCCAGCCUCAACUAUACUUCUACUUGGAUGUUCUUCUUUAUUUCAGCCAUCAAAAAGAUAUUGCUAAGGUCCUAGUGGAACACAUUCAACCGAAAGACCCGGCUAAUGGUUUGCAGUAUCAAAAAACCCUAUUGGGAGCAGUUCUUAACAUUUCCUGCUUGCUAAAAACUCCGGGUGUUGUUGAAGGGCACCGUUAUUUUCUCAACCCAUCUCGCUCCAGUGCUCAGGAGACAAAGAUUCAAGAGGCAAACAUUCACCAGUUUAUGGGACAGUUUUAUGACAAACUACAUCAAGCAAAUGCUGGCAGGACAAAGAUAUGGGCAAAUCAGAUGCCAGAACUCUUCUUCCAGAUGUAUGCCUCAGAUGCAUUUUUCUUAAACUUGGGUUCAGUAAUGAUGAAACUUUGCCAACCAUUCUGCAAACCAAAAUCUCCAAAACUGCUUACCUUUAACCCAACAUACUGUGCCCUGAAAGAAUUAAGUGAGGAAGACCGUUGCAAUCUAAAUGUCCAUGCAAGGGGUCUUGACAAAGAAACCUGUCUGGUCCCUGCUCCCACACAGCAGCUGGUGGAACCAGCCCAGUCUUACAGCCUUCUGACUGAAAACCUUAUUCUUACACAGCUCACAUUGCACAUGGGCUUUCACAGGCUUCAUGAGCAGAUGGUAAAAAUGAACCAGUCGCUUCACCGGCUCCAGGUGACGUGGCAAGACGCCCAACGCACAGCUGCCACUACACAACCUGCCAUGCUACAAUGCUGCCUUAACCUUCAAGCCUCUACAGCCUCUCUGUUGGUUCAGCUUGGAAUAGGAAACCAAGGCCCUGAACAUGCAGCUCUUAGUUUUCCGCUUCCAUCGCUCCAAUACUCCACACUGUGCUACAUCCCAGAAUUUUUUGCAGACAACUUGGGAGAUUUUUUUAUAUUUCUACGUAGAUUUGCAGAUGAAGUUCUAGAAACAUCUGCUGAAAAUCUGGAAGAGGUUCUUAAUUUCAUUACUGUCUUCAUGGGUAAUGUAGAGAGGAUGAAGAAUCCUCAUUUAAGAGCAAAACUGGCAGAGGUGCUAGAAGCUGUAAUGCCUCAUAUGGAGCCAAUAGCUUCGGGUGCAGUACAACCAAAUGUGUUCUUGCGAGAAAGGCUUUUCUUCUCCUAUAGACAUGCAGCCCAGCUGGCAGAGGCGCUCAUCACUGUGUUUGUAGACAUUGAAUUUACUGGGGAUCCUCAUCAGUUUGAACAAAAAUUCAAUUAUCGAAGACCCAUGUAUCCAAUCCUCAAAUACAUGUGGAGCAAAGAUGGCUACAGGGAAAGCAUAAAGUAUUUGGCAGACUAUGCUUCUGAAAAUUUGGAGGCCAUGAAUCCUCCUUUGUUCCUCAGAUAUUUAAACUUGCUUAUGAAUGACGCAAUCUAUCUGCUUGAUGAGGCAAUUCAGUAUCUGAGCAAAAUCAAGAUUCUGCAACUCGAGCGGGAUCGAGGAGAGUGGGAAAGUUUGUCCCCUGAUGCCCGGCGGGAGAAGGAAUCAAGUCUGCAGAUGUUUGGACAACUGGGUCGUUUCCACAACAUAAUGUCAAAUGAGACGAUUGGCACACUGGCCUUCCUUACCUCUGAAAUUAAGGGCAUCUUUGUGCACCCCUUCUUGGCAGAGAGAAUCCUCUCUAUGCUUAACUACUUCCUACAGCACCUAGUGGGACCCAAAAUGGGUGCUCUUAAAGUAAAAGACUUCAGUGAGUUUGAAUUUAAGCCACAGCAAUUGGUGUCCGACAUUUGUACAAUCUAUCUAAAUCUGGGUGAUGAAGAGAACUUUUGUGCUUCGGUACCGAAGGAUGGUCGGUCAUACUCCCCUACUCUUUUCUCACAGACAGUUAGAGUACUUAAGAAGAUUAACAAACCAGGUGAUAUGAUUGUAGCCUUUGGACACCUGGCAGAUAGAAUAAAGUCGCAUGCAGACCGUCAGCAACAGGAAGAGGAGACUUACGCAGAUGCCCCAGAUGAGUUUUUGGAUCCAAUCAUGUCCGCUCUGAUGAUGGAUCCUGUUAUUCUCCCUUCAUCUAAUGUCACAGUUGAUCGCUCUACAAUAGCAAGACAUCUUCUCAGUGAUCAGACGGAUCCCUUUAACAGAAGUCCUCUCACCAUGGACCAGAUUAGGCCGAACGAUGAACUCAAACAACAGAUCUCUCAAUGGCUGGAUAAUCAUAAGAAGAAUUCUCAAUUUGGGCCAUGUGGCUAA